AUGCGCAUUUUUCUUCGGUAUCCUUUCUUUUCCAGACGCCCGUUCAGCAUGCAGCCCCUCAUAGCCAUCGUCGGUGCCACGGGCACUGGCAAGUCAAAGCUUGCAGUGGACCUGGCCUCUCGUUUCAACGGUGAAAUCAUCAAUGGAGAUGCGAUGCAAAUGUACCGCGGUCUCCCCAUCAUCACGAAUCAAAUUCCAAUGGACGAACGGAACGGUAUACGGCACCACCUAAUCAGCUGUAUUGAGCUGGGGGAGGAACCAUGGCGUGUGGGGUUGUUCAAAAGCGAAUGUCUUCGAAUUAUCAAGGGGAUUCAUUCCAGACGAAGGCUCCCGAUUCUUGUGGGUGGCACACAUUACUACACGCAAGCCGUAUUGUUUAAAGACCAGUUAGUGGGAGAGGGGUCGGACGAAUUCCAGGGCGCAGGUGCACGUUCCGAUGGAGAAUCAGAGGACUCGUCUACGAAGUGGCCCAUCCUCGAUGCGCCGACAGAUGUGGUGUUGCAGAAAUUGAGAGAGGUCGAUCCAGCCAUGGCUGAUCGAUGGCAUCCAAACGAAACGCGCAAAAUUCGUCGCUCCUUAGAAAUCUACUUUCAAACGGGGCGUCCUGCAUCGGAAGUGUACGCUGAACAAAAACGCUCGAAGCAGGCAGCCAUGACCAAUGGUGACCCUACCGCAAACGAGGGACAGCUACGGUUCCCAACCAUGGUUUUUUGGGUUCAUUCGGAGAAGGAAACUCUGAUCUCCAGACUUGAAAAACGAGUGGAUGUGAUGAUUGAACAAGGCCUGAUGGCUGAAGCACAGAUAAUGUCAGAUUAUAUCCGAGGACAAAAGACUCAGGGCGCUAGCAUCGAUCUGACACGGGGUGUUUGGGUUGCCAUUGGAUUUAAAGAACUAGCGCCCUAUUUUGAAGCGCUACAUAAUAGUUCUUUAAGCGUUCAAGAACUAGAGGCCCUCAAGAAAUCAUGUAUUGAGUCUAUCAAGAUUGCUACCCGUCAGUACUCGGUCUCGCAGGUCAAAUGGAUUCGAAACAAGUUAUGGAGAACCCUUGCAGAGGCCGGUAUGACACAUAUCCUUUACCUUCUAGAUAGCACGAACGUUGAAGAGUGGAGGGAAUGCAUCACUGAGCCGUCAGAGCUCCUUACUCAGGCCUUACUUAAAGGCGAAUCUGCUCCGGACCCGAAGUCCCUCUCAAAGCUCGCAAGUACUAUUCUGGGUGCGAAAGAAGCCCAGUCGCAAAAGGAUGCAGGCUCCUCGGCGAAAUGUUUCACUUGCGGAAUUUGCCGCAAAACGAUGGUAAACGAAGAGCAGUGGCACAUUCAUCUCAACGGCCAUAGUCAUAAAAGGGUCCUCAAAGCCAUAGCUAAGAGAGCGGAGCGUGAAGAAUUUCUACAAGAACGAAGAGAGAGUACACGAAGCAUUUCUCGUGACAAAGGUAGUGAAUCAUCAGACGAACAAAACUCCCUCUCAGACCUAUUUCAAUAA
Messenger RNA from Aspergillus alliaceus, 1482 nucleotides. RefSeq names its product tRNA dimethylallyltransferase. The transcript has 2 exons. The coding region runs from base 1 to 1482 and encodes 493 amino acids. NCBI's taxonomy places the organism in Eukaryota, Fungi, Ascomycota, Eurotiomycetes, Eurotiales, Aspergillaceae. Gene Ontology annotation, biological process: tRNA modification. Gene Ontology annotation, cellular component: mitochondrion. Gene Ontology annotation, molecular function: tRNA dimethylallyltransferase activity; ATP binding. The record is from RefSeq and is a predicted model, not a curated record.